GGCUUGACGUCACUAGGGUAGAAAAACACGGUGUUCAUAAACAAGACCGAGUAGUACAGAGUGCGUAACAGCACAUAUUCAGACACACAGAUAGACACUCAGCACCGCGGACUCCUCCUACAGUGGAAGAGGUACAAGAAGAAUGAUUGGAAAGCUCCUCGCCCAGCUGCUCGGCAACAGUGACGAGAGAGACAUGGUAGAUGUUUACGAUGGCGUGGAUGAGAAUGAAGGCUGCAGAGAGCUUUACGAGUUCGAGGAUGGAGAAUGGGUCAUCAUCGAUAUUAAUGAGAAUCAUGGGAUGGCCAUGCCGGAGAUGGACCCGCUGGAAAACCUGUUGAUCGAGCACCCCAGCAUGUCCGUCUACAAACUGCGAUGCCGGAAGAGUCAGGAAGAAGAAGUGAACAUGGAGCAAGAGGAGCAGGAGGCAGAGGAGGAAGAGAGGGAAAAAGGCUCUGCAAGGUCUCUACCAUCCAGACGCCUAAUUCCCUGGAGGAUGACAGUCUGGGCCAGCACUUUUGGGUACGACUGUCGCGUCUUGUCCUUGCAGGGAUCCCGGGCAAAGACCGAGCGCAGAAAGCUGACGCACGGUGCCCUCCGAAGGCGGAACUUGGCCAAGAUGCGCUUCUCAAUGGCAGAGCAGCGCUACGGCCACUUCAAGCAGCCCCGCCAGCGCAUGUACAACUUCUAAACGCCACUUGCCUCAUCCGUGAGAAUGCCUGUGACCUCUCUGGCAAUGGAGCCCUUUCUCAAGUGUCUUAGGAUGUAAUAAUGUUGAACUUGUAAGUAGGGACCCUACAGAACCCUAAGGAAGCAGCAUGCAAAUGAUAGAUUUACCUGUUCAUUCAUCAAGUGCAAAGCAAAACCUAACAUGUCUGAGUCGAGACCGGUAUGUGCAUGUGUGUGUCAGAACGGCGACACCCUAACGGCAAACAUUCCCGUGCUGGCAGUUUGCUUAUGAUGACAACGAUGGAGAAUAUGUGCAUAUAUUUUGACGUAUAUACUUCAAAAACAGUGGAUAUGUUGACGUGCCGAUCACUAAUCAAGCACAGAUGUGUGGAAAUUCUAGUUGAGUUUUUGAAAAAAUUAUCUCCAUAUAGAGGUAUGCUAAACUAUAGUAUUAUGAUAAAGUAUACAGUACCUAUGGCUAUUGACACCUGAUAUUCGUAAUGGUUGUGGUUUUAUAAGACGGUCUACUAUGCAUAUUCACAUAUUUUGCUCCUUUCUGUUUGGAAAAUUGUUUACUGUGUCAGCUCUGACAUAAUUUUUAUUUGUAAUUCACAAGCACAAAAGACGGUUGAAUUCACCACUGUACGUUUACAUGUACUGCCUCAUCUUAUUCUUCCUUUGCUGUCAGGGCUGAAAUUAACUGUAUUUGUGUGUAACAAGUAGAACAGAAACAUGUACAUAUUACUGUAAUUUUUUUUUGUAUUAUAAAAACAUGUAUUUUAUACAUCUUUAAAAAAAUUAAAAACAACAAGAAGCAGGUGUUGCAGACUUCUGUUUUAAAUGAAUAACCAAAGGUGAUAAUAAACCCAAAAAUGUUAUGAAUUUUCCCAGAAUACAACAAAAAACAUUCAUUUAAACUAACGAUUUUGUAAUUUAUUCUAUCUGCAAGUGACAUUUGGAUUCUUGCUUUCCAAAGACCACGACUGUGCUCAGGCAUCCCUCCCAUUGAGCAGCCACCUCUCCUCCUAUACACACACUUGGUCUAUAAGCGUAUCAUCAUUACACCAGAGAGAAAAAAACAUAUCAGUUUAAUUGCCAGGUACGUUUGCACACGUAAGAAAUUUGAAGUGGUGGAUGUUCAUUUAAAUAUACUCAACACAGAGAACAUACAUGACAUUGGAAGAGAAACAAUAACAUCAGAAAGUUUGAAGUACAGUACAAUAAAUAAGCAAUACACAAACAGCACAAUUAAUUAUAGUGGUGCAUGGGAGCAUACCUAAAUGAUAAGAGCUUACAGGUGGAAGCGGUAGGAACAUUAAAUGCAGUGACAUUUUAAUAAACCUUUUUUAGGUCAUAUACUGUGAUACCAGUGCAAAGUCCCAGUUGCAUUGUUAGUCCAUUCUGUUAGUCUUAACACCUAUUCAAGUGUGGUAUGGAUUAUAUGUACAUUUCAGAAGAUGAUAAGAUGAUGUUUGAAGGGAAAAGCUAUUUUUGUGCACUUGGAUUAUGAUGUCAUGUGGUUAGAGCUGCUGCCUUUGGAUCCGAAGGCUACAGGUUUAAAUCUCACCUCUAUCUGUAGCACCCUUAAGCAAGGCA
This is a messenger RNA of Scleropages formosus (Asian bonytongue), 2262 nucleotides long. RefSeq names its product tumor protein p53-inducible nuclear protein 2. Gene Ontology annotation, biological process: positive regulation of DNA-templated transcription; autophagosome assembly. Gene Ontology annotation, cellular component: autophagosome; nucleus. The transcript is spliced from 4 exons. The record is from RefSeq and is a predicted model, not a curated record. The coding region runs from base 143 to 688 and encodes 181 amino acids. NCBI's taxonomy places the organism in Eukaryota, Metazoa, Chordata, Actinopteri, Osteoglossiformes, Osteoglossidae.